AAAAAUCUCUCUACAUAUUGCGUACACUUAUAUCUGUACGUAUAUGUCUGUUGUAUGCCACCGUCUGGUCGGCAACGAACCUUCAGGGUUUUAUUUAUCCAAAAAACACUUCAAUCUUUAAUGUAACUUCAGUUUUAACUGAUUUUUUAUCGUACUUAGAUCUUCGCGGAUGCAAUGAUAACGGUGAUGAAUCAUGUGAAGAAACCAACAAACGAAACGGAAAAAUGUUUGGAUCCGCAGUUAUGGCACGCGUGUGCGGGUGGUAUGGUACAAAUGCCACCAUUGAACUCUACGGUUUUGUAUUUUCCACAGGGGCAUGCUGAGCACUCGGGUAUCCACAAAAUGGAUACCCGAGUUGAUCUGAGCAUGUCUAGCCGGAUCCCGGCUUACAUCAUGUGUCAGGUAUCCGCCAUAAAGUUUAUGGCGGAUAUUGACACAGAUGAAGUGUAUGCAAGAAUUGCACUUGCUCCGGUUAAAAACCCUAGCAUCUCUUUUGACUUUGAUGAUGAUGAAGAUGAAGUAAGGUUUGACCGGAAUGAAAACAAAGAGAGACCCUCGUCUUUUGCUAAGACGUUGACUCAAUCCGAUGCUAAUAACGGCGGCGGGUUUUCGGUACCGCGAUACUGUGCGGAGACGAUAUUUCCGCGGUUGGAUUACACCGCGGAGCCGCCUGUGCAGAUUAUUAUGGUGAAGGAUGUUCACGGACAGAUGUGGAAGUUCCGUCACAUUUACCGCGGGACUCCGCGGCGGCAUCUGUUAACCACCGGCUGGAGCAACUUCGUUAACCAUAAGAAGUUGGUAGCCGGUGAUUCUGUCGUGUUUUUACGCGCCGAUAAUGGGGAUCUCUGUGUCGGGAUCAGGCGAGCCAAGAGAGGAAUCGGUGGAGGGUUUCAUGAACUCCCCACCGCUUCCUCGUUAUACGGGGGUGGGAUUGGGCUCGCCAGAUUCCGACCAGAACAUGAAAAUGGGGAUAAUAAAACGAGUACGGAAGCGGUGGUUGAAGCUGCAAAUCUUGCGGCUAGUGGACAGCCGUUUGAAGUAGUGUACUACCCUCGCGCAAGCACGCCAGAGUUUUGUGUUAAAGCUUCUAUAGUGAAAGCUGCAAUGAGGAUCCAAUGGUGUCCAGGAAUGAGAUUUAAAAUGGCUUUUGAAACUGAAGAUUCAUCUAGAAUUAGUUGGUUUAUGGGCACUAUUUCUAAAGUUCAAGUAGAUGAUCAAAUUCAUUGGCCUAAUUCUCCAUGGAGGCUUCUUGAGGUAGCUUGGGAUGAACCCGAAUUGCUACAAAAUGUGAAAAGGGUCAACCCGUGGUUAGUCGAACUGGUCCCAAGUAUGCCCGCGAUUCAUCUUGCGCCAUUUUCGCCUCCAAGAAAGAAGCUUCGCUUCCCUCAACCACCCGAUUUCCCGCUGCUUACGGUCCCACCGAGCAUCCAGGGAGCCAGGCAUAGUUCGCAAUUUGGGUUGGACCAUAAUUUCAGGUUCAACCCAAUGCACCCGUUCCCACACGGGUUCACGGGUGGUCAUAGCCCAUUGAGCCGGUUCCCGUUUCAAGAACGUGAUGAAAAUGUGUCAUGUUUGUUGACAAUCGGAAACCAAAACCAAAACCCUAACCCGAGUUUGAAGAAGAAAAAAGACGAGACAAACGUGAAGGAAAAGGAAAAGCCAAUAUUUGUGUUGUUUGGUCAACCGAUUCUGACUGAACAACAAUUAACCAAACGUAUUUCUUGUAACACGAAUGAUUCUUCCGAUGGAUCAUCGGAAGAAGAUGAUCCAUGGGUUGAGACGGGGCACUGUAAGGUAUUUAUGGAGUCUGAUGACGUGGGUCGAACCUUUGACCUAACGGCAUUGGGAUCGUAUGAAGAAUUGUACAUAGCGCUUGCUAGCAUGUUUGGUUUAGAGAAAUUGGACACCUCGACCAACUUGAUUUACCGAAACGCGGAUGGAAUUGUAAAACACACUGGAGAUGAACCCUUUAGUGAGUUCAUGAAGGAAGCACGAAAGUUGACGAUUCUAAGGGACUCGGUUAGCCGCAAAGCAGGAUGUUAGCAAAUAAUGGAUUUCUUUUAGUUAACGUUGUAUAGUCGAGUAGUUGUGUGUUUUUUUUAAUUAUGUCAAGACAUUUUAGGUUUUAAGAAUUAGUUUGGUUAUGUUUUGUUUCUUUUUUGACCAUGGUUAAUUAUUGGUCUAUUCAACUCUAGUUUGCCACUUGUUGCUCUAUUUCAUGUGUCAUGAU
Helianthus annuus (common sunflower) is the source of this 2230-nucleotide messenger RNA. RefSeq names its product auxin response factor 18. The record is from RefSeq and is a predicted model, not a curated record. Bases 175 to 2043 code for a protein of 622 amino acids. Gene Ontology annotation, cellular component: nucleus. NCBI's taxonomy places the organism in Eukaryota, Viridiplantae, Streptophyta, Magnoliopsida, Asterales, Asteraceae. Gene Ontology annotation, molecular function: DNA binding; protein binding. The transcript is spliced from 5 exons. Gene Ontology annotation, biological process: response to hormone; regulation of DNA-templated transcription.